Molecule: messenger RNA, 1991 nt
Organism: Mytilus trossulus (common blue mussel)
Lineage: Eukaryota; Metazoa; Mollusca; Bivalvia; Mytilida; Mytilidae
Product: centrosomal protein of 162 kDa-like
Exons: 5
Coding region: 11-829 (272 amino acids)
Biological process (GO): cilium assembly
Cellular component (GO): axonemal microtubule; centriole; centrosome
Source: RefSeq, a predicted model, not a curated record
AAAUAAGAAGAUGAAAGGUAAAGGAAAGACUAGAAAGAUGGAUGAAGAUGAAACAGAAGUUUUAUCUGAAAUGAACGGAUUUACAGACAGAGUGAAUAAAAAACAAUAUGAACCAGAAACAUUUGCUGAUAAAACUUAUAUAUCUGAUGUGAUAAAAGAAAAUGAAGUGUUAAAAUCAAAGGUUGAUGAACUGCAGCUAGAGGUAGAUACACAUAGGAUAGAAUUACAGAAAUAUCAGGCUCAUUUUGAAGAUAAGAAUCGUAGAACGAGAGAAAAAUAUGACGAACAGAUUGGUGUACUAAGAUCUUCACACCAGAGGGAGCUACAGAAAUUUUUGGCUGACAACGCUUUACAACAUUCUGCCUCUAAAAUGGCAGAGUUACAAUCAAAAACAGAUGCUCAACAGGUGAUGAUAAAACAUUUAAAAGACCAGUUGAAUAAAUCACAUUUAGAUUCCGAACAGCUCUCUAUACUGCGGAUACAGAAUGCCAGUUUAGAAAACCAAAUUGACAGACUAAAAGAGGAAUUACGAGAGGCAAAGAAAUUCCACACUCCAGAAAUGAAACAUUUUGAGUCAAUUCAGCAGAAGAUAAUUCAAAUGGAGAAAAAACGGGAAACACGUGAGCUUGAACUGCAACAAAUUAUAAAAAAUGCCAAACACACAGCUUCAGUGGAAAUGGACCAGGAAGCAAAUAAAUGGAAAGGAAUUGUAGAUUCUAAAAAUUGUGAAAUCCAAAGAUUUAGAACAGAAAUAGAUUCUAUAUUAGACGUUUUAAAAUUACUCCAAAAACAAGGAGUUGUUAUACCUGUCAGUGCAGCAGUGUCAUAGCAGUAGCUCUUAAGUAGUUUUAUAAAUUAAAAAUUUGUAUCAAUAUUCCGUCCUUUAUAUUUAAAAGAGAUUGAACUUAGUGUUAUCUCAAAUAAAACUAUCUAUUAGGGUAUUUUUCAUUAUGUAACUGCAGUUAUAACAAUUUUUUAUGAUCUGUUUAACGGAAAGAAAAACAAAUUAUAUUAGAAUGUUCUGAAUUUGCAUCGAUUUCUAAAAUGUUUUUGUCAAUUAUUAAGCGAUGUCUCUGUGACGUCUUGUUAGGAAUUAUGCAGAUGUUAUGGUUGUUAUAGCAUCAAUUAUAAAAUGUCUACACAAUUUAACGAUGUGGUGCAUUCUGUUUGUCACAUGUGUUGUUUUGUGUUCCAUGAAAAAAAAUAUUUAUAACUGUUAACAUACCCCAUUUAAUGUUAUUGUAUAAAACAAAAUUUUGAUAUUGUUAUCUUUCCAAGUAAAAUUGAUCAGUUAAUGCUGACUGAUACAUGCUACUUUCCACUGAAAUCUUUGUAUUGUUCCCCUGGUCAGUUUUAUUUUUAACAUCAACUUUUUACUUAAACACAGAAAUUUAUUUUCUAAUCAGUGUAACAAUCUGAUCUGGAUUUGUAUUUGCAUGAACAUAAUACUUGGCAUGAACAAAUUUAACAGUGUAUAUUGAAUAAGGGUCAGGUCUUUUUUCAUACGUUUCCUUUUUUUACAAAAUUUUAUGAAGCCAAGAAUCUUUUCUAAUAUAAGUUGUAUCCAAGAGUAUUUAAAGAAUUUACUGUAAAAGGGCAACCCAAAUUAGGGAUGGAUCUUCUUUCAAACAGCAUCCACCAAACCUUAUAAGUUGUUUUUUUUUAGUUUCCCUCUUUAUUUCCUCUAGAACCUCUAGAUUUUUGUCUUAUUUUAAAAAAUUAUCUACUUUGUUUACCAUUUGCAAGUACCAGAUUUUUGAAAAUACUUUUUAAAGAAUAAUAUAAUGUUUACUUUCGUAUGAUGUUGUACUUUAAGAAUUGUAUGUUUAUGCAAUCUAAUUAAAGGGAGAUAAUUUCUUAACAAGAGUCUUCUUUUUAGUACUAAAAUUAUUUAAUUGAAGAUCUUCUUGAAAUGAAUAUAAUGACCACUACUUAGAUAAGAUUUUGUAUGAUGUUGUAAGACAUACAAAAGUUGUGUCAAAUACUUAGUU